This is a messenger RNA of Budorcas taxicolor (takin), 423 nucleotides long. Its product is annotated as histone H2B type 1-C/E/F/G/I-like. Gene Ontology annotation, molecular function: DNA binding; structural constituent of chromatin; protein heterodimerization activity. Bases 1 to 423 code for a protein of 140 amino acids. NCBI's taxonomy places the organism in Eukaryota, Metazoa, Chordata, Mammalia, Artiodactyla, Bovidae. Gene Ontology annotation, cellular component: nucleosome. The transcript has a single exon. The record is from RefSeq and is a predicted model, not a curated record.
AUGCUCGCUUUGUUUCUCCGAGAUUUUGCAAUUUCUGUCAACAUGCCUGAGCCAGCCAAAUCCGCUCCGGCCCCGAAGAAGGGCUCCAAGAAGGCGGUGACCAAGGCGCAGAAGAAGGACGGCAAGAAGCGCAAGCGCAGCCGCAAGGAGAGCUACUCCGUGUACGUGUACAAGGUGCUGAAGCAGGUCCACCCGGACACCGGCAUCUCGUCCAAGGCCAUGGGCAUCAUGAAUUCGUUCGUGAACGAUAUUUUCGAGCGCAUCGCGGGCGAGGCGUCGCGCCUGGCGCAUUACAACAAGCGCUCGACCAUCACAUCCAGGGAGAUCCAGACGGCCGUGCGCCUGCUGCUGCCCGGGGAGCUGGCCAAGCACGCGGUGUCUGAGGGCACCAAGGCGGUCACCAAGUACACCAGUUCUAAGUGA